GGAUGAGGUUGCAGGUGACGGAAUAAUGAGUCAAAAAAGAAAGGCGACCGGGGAGCUUCCUAGCCCGAAAAGGCUACAGAAGCUACCGACGCUGGAUGAUGAUGUCGACCCGAUUUAUCGAGAGAAAGACUCUGAUGUCGAAUAUGCGUUCUCGGACAGUGACAGUGAAGCGGGCGACAGUCUUCACGAAAAGCCUGCAACGCCCAUGUCGACAACAUCCUCCAGAUAUCCUUCCGAGCUGAAAACUCACCGCUGCCCGUUCGACGGUUGCACCAAAGCGUUCAAUCGCCCAGCACGACUUCAAGAGCAUCUACGCUCCCACAACAAUGAGCGUCUCUUCCAAUGUCCUCACGAGGACUGCGACAAGAACUUCCUCCGGGCAUCCCAUCUGAACCAUCAUGUCAAGAGCGCCCACACAGGGAUCCGAGACUAUGUCUGCGAUCGUCCCGGCUGUGGAAAGAGCUUCGUGACGGGCUCCCGUCUCCGACGACAUCUGGCUGCGCACGACGGGCGGGAUAAGUACCGAUGCACAGAGUAUCCGCCCUGCGACGAGACCUUUCGAAAGCACACGACCCUCCAAAAACACAUUCUGAGCGCCCAUCUCAACCAGAAACCUUUCCCGUGUACGCAUGUUGACCCAGCCAGUGGCCAACGAUGUUCCAUGGCCUUUGAUACUGCUGGACAUCUCCGCGCCCAUGAAAGCCGAGUCCACACCGAGAAACGCUUUACUUGCGCCGAAUGCGCUCAGCGUGCGGAUCUCGAACAAACUACCACGAACACCACAGUAGCAGGAGGAACAGCAACAUUCCCUUCCUACGCCCUCCUCCAAGCCCACAUUCGCGUCGCGCAUCCACCACAAUGCCCGCACUGCCCACUCACCUGCUCCACCACCCGCGAACUCCGCCGCCAUCUGGAAGUCGCCCACGGCAACGUCCCCCUCUCGGACCGCAAAGUCUUUCCCUGCACUGUUCCCGGAUGCGACAGCAGCUUCACAAAGAAGGGCAACCUGACUGUGCACGUGCGCACCGUCCACCAGGGCGAGAAGCGGUUCGUCUGCGGGGAGACGGACCUCUCGGCGUCGAAGCGCGUCGCCGGCUGGCCCGGCGGUGCAGCUCACGGCUGCGGCAAACGCUACGGGAGCAAGCUGGCCCUCGAGGAACACAUUCGCACGGCACACAUGGGAUUCCCGAACGCCAAGGCGGAAAGACGCCAGCGGCUGGGCUUGGCGCCGAAGGUCUCCGCCCAGCAGCGAAGACCGUCGGCGUUGGCAGCGCUGACGGGCGCCGGUUAUGUCGAGGAAACGGGCCGCCAGAUACCGUGCAUGCAGGGAGGGUGCGCGCAUCGCUUCCACCGGAACUACGACCUCUGGGUGCAUAUGGGGAGCAAACAUGGCUACUCGGAGGAUGAGAUUCGAGACCUGUUCAUGCAGAAAGCCUUGCUGGCGGAGGAUGGCGAGCAACAGUCUUCUUCUACUGCUGCUGCUUCUACGACUGCAGCCACGAUGACAGCGGCGAUGAUGGGAGAUCUUUUUGGGCUGUACGGAUUGGAGUUUGACAACGACGACGAUGGGUCAGGCUACGAGCCGUAUGAUCUUAGUGGGAAGUCGGUUGCUGCCGGCCCAGCGGUUCAAUAUGGGAAUGGGGAGGAGAGUGGUGGUGGUGGUUACACAGCGGGAGAGUUUCCCUCGCAUAAUGACAUGAUACACGAUAUUGAUUCCAAGAUACCCAGCGCGGCGGGUCCUACUGUUGAUGACCUGGCGAUGAUUGAUCCUUUGUUGGAGUUUAACAGCAUGGCGGCAUAA
Messenger RNA from Aspergillus aculeatinus CBS 121060, 1801 nucleotides. RefSeq names its product C2H2-type zinc finger protein. Gene Ontology annotation, biological process: regulation of transcription by RNA polymerase II. The coding region runs from base 26 to 1801 and encodes 591 amino acids. The transcript is spliced from 3 exons. Gene Ontology annotation, cellular component: nucleus. The record is from RefSeq and is a predicted model, not a curated record. Lineage: Eukaryota; Fungi; Ascomycota; Eurotiomycetes; Eurotiales; Aspergillaceae.